This is a messenger RNA of Neurospora hispaniola, 936 nucleotides long. RefSeq lists its product as uncharacterized. The record is from RefSeq and is a predicted model, not a curated record. The transcript is spliced from 3 exons. Bases 1 to 936 code for a protein of 311 amino acids. Lineage: Eukaryota; Fungi; Ascomycota; Sordariomycetes; Sordariales; Sordariaceae.
AUGGUUAUUCACGCCAGGACUCCACGUUUCAGCGCAGCAUUUCCGGCGCUGGAGCUGAAGCGGAAGGCUGAGCCCGGCGAUGAGGUGCUCAGCUUUGGAAAUUUUCCCUCUUAUGCUACGUCCGGGCUAGAAGGCGGAGCUGAUGCCUACCCGCAACAACCCCAAGACACGAAACUGCUUGGAUUGUCAGUGCCAGUAUUCUGGACGGUUGUCAUUGGGUUAGUCAUGUUGCUCGCUGGAGCCAUUGGCGGAGGCAUAGGCGGCGGUCUGGCUGCAAGCCAACACUCUUCAGAGUCCAAGGCAUCACCACCAUCAUCCUUGUCCAUCUCCGGAUCAAGCAUCUCAUCGACCACGACAACAGCAACAAUCGCUAGUCCACCAUCGCAAUCAGAAUCAGCCUCUCCUCUACUUACGACGACGACAUCGCCAACGACCACCACUGGCACGCAGUUAACCGCCUUCGGUCCUUCGCCCGCUCCAAGCGACAACUGUCCCUCCGUUAACAACACCCAAUACACCCCCCUCGAUGCCUUAGGAAACAGCAUGACCGUAGCGAUUAACCCGGGCGGCCUUACAAAGGUUCAAUCCUUCGUUCGCAUCUGUAACAGGAACUAUCCGGCCGGAGCACCCCACGGCAACCCAGACACUUUGGACAUUAUGAAACUUUACCUGCCUACGCUGGAAGCGUGUAUUGAUGCUUGCGCAACGUACAAUAUUGUUUACCAGGAAAACAGGCCGCAAAGACCGGGAGGAGCACAGGAUGGAACAGAUAUGGGACUGUGCAGGAGUGUUGCUAUAGGGAACACCCAGCUAACGAGAAGCCGUUACCGUCCGAUACCGACAGAAGGCGAUUAUUGCUACCUCAAGAACGCAACGGGGAAAGACAACACCUUUGGAAAUCCGGACAGGUAUUCCGUUGGCGUUUUGCUUCUCUAG